This is a messenger RNA of Thalassophryne amazonica, 4760 nucleotides long. It is a transcript of the gene papolg, whose product is annotated as poly(A) polymerase gamma. Lineage: Eukaryota; Metazoa; Chordata; Actinopteri; Batrachoidiformes; Batrachoididae. Bases 297 to 2789 code for a protein of 830 amino acids. The record is from RefSeq and is a predicted model, not a curated record. The transcript has 24 exons. Gene Ontology annotation, molecular function: poly(A) RNA polymerase activity; RNA binding. Gene Ontology annotation, cellular component: nucleus.
GUGUAGUCAGCACACGCGUCGAGCUUUAAUUUUUCCACGAAAAGCUUUAUAUUAGUGCUUAAAUCUGUGUUUAGCUUCUUGCGUCUAAAAUGCAGUGUAUUUUCCGACGUGUUUAGACGUAUCUGUCGUUUAGACGUGUGACAAGAAGUGAUUCCGGUUCAGUGGGAAGGUUUGAAACUGUUUUCCCCUGGAAAGUGACCAUUGUUGUAAUCAGGCAGAGGCUAUCAUUUCCACUCGCUGGCUUUCUUGGUUUUAUACGGAUUUACAUCAGAAAACAGUGCUAGCUUUUCAGUGUCAUGAAAGAUAUGUCAAGCACCAUGCCUGGUGUACAACAGCCUCAGAAACACUUCGGCCUCACCUCUGCCAUUAGUCUGGCCCCUCCACGAGAAAUAGAUCACCAGUACACCAAGAAGCUCUGUGAUGCUAUGAAGCCAUUUGGAGUCUUUGAAGAUGAAGAAGAAUUGAACCAUAGGCUUGCAGUUCUUGGAAAGCUGAAUAACUUUGUUAAAGAAUGGAUUGCAGAGAUCUCUGAAUUAAAGAAUCUUCCUCCAUCUGCUAUAAGUUGUGUUGGGGGCAAGAUAUUUACAUUUGGUUCAUACCGUCUUGGAGUACACACAAAAGGAGCUGAUAUUGAUGCUUUAUGUGUGGCUCCACGCCAUGUAGAGAGAAGUGACUUUUUCCAGUCUUUUUUUGAGAAAUUGAAACACCAUGAAGAGAUCAAAGACUUGAGAGCUGUUGAGGAUGCUUUUGUACCCGUGAUAAAAUUUAAAUUUGACGGGAUUGAGAUUGAUCUACUUUUUGCCAGACUGGCCUUGCAGUCUAUUCCAGACAACUUGGACCUGAGGGGAGACUCCAUCCUGAGAAACCUUGACAUCCGGUGUAUCCGUAGCCUUAAUGGCUGUCGGGUGACUGAUGAAAUUUUAUACCUGGUGCCAAACAAGGAAAACUUCAGACUAACACUGAGAGCCAUCAAACUGUGGGCCAAACGUCGUGGGAUCUACUCCAACAUGCUGGGUUUUCUGGGUGGAGUAUCGUGGGCCAUGCUAGUGGCCAGGACCUGCCAGCUCUAUCCCAAUGCUGUAGCUGCCACUCUGGUCCACAAGUUUUUCUUGGUUUUUUCCAAAUGGGAAUGGCCAAAUCCUGUGUUAUUGAAACAGCCUGAGGACAGUAAUCUGAAUUUACCUGUGUGGGAUCCUAGGGUGAACCCCUCUGAUCGAUACCACCUGAUGCCCAUCAUAACACCUGCCUAUCCACAGCAGAACUCCACAUAUAAUGUGUCCACAUCAACGCGAACCAUCAUGAGCGAGGAAUUCAAAUAUGGUCUCAGCAUCACAGAUGAAAUUCUUCAGGGAAAAGCAGAGUGGUCCAAACUUUUUGAGCCACCAAACUUUUUCCAAAAGUACAAACAUUACAUUGUUCUGACUGCCAGUGCUUCCACAGAAGAAAACCACUUGGAAUGGAUUGGUCUGGUGGAGUCAAAGAUCCGUGUUUUGGUGGGAAACCUGGAGAGAAAUGAAUACAUUACCCUGGCUCAUGUGAACCCCCAGUCCUUCCCUGGAUCUAAAGAGAACCGCAAUGAGAAUGACUUUGUGUCCAUGUGGUUUAUCGGGAUCAUAUUUAAGAAAGUGGAGAACGCAGAGAGCGUAAACAUCGACUUGACAUAUGAUAUCCAGUCCUUCACAGACACUGUAUACAGACAAGCCAGCAACAUCAACAUGCUGAAGGAUGGCAUGAAGAUUGAAGCAACGCAUGUGAAGAAGAAGCAGCUCUAUCAGUUUCUUCCUCCUGAGCUGGUGCAGAAGAAGAAGAGGAGCAUGGAGUUGAACCGUAGCUCUAAUGGUGGGAGUUCUAAGAGGAUCUCUUUGGACAGCAGUCAUCUGGACAGCUCCAGAGACACAGACUCGGGGACUCCAUUUAGCUCACCGACCAGUAAACCCCCCAAGCCCGUGUCAGAGGCAGUUGACAGCCCUCCUAAGACUCCUUCUGUUGAUGGUUCUGUGGAGUCCAGUGCUGCACCAGCUGCUAAUGAUGAGGGCAUGUCCAUCCCUGUCAUUGGCUCAAAGCCUCAAGUCAAAGCAAGGCCUUCUUCUCCACCAGCCAGCACUUCAGCCAGCACAGUGCCGAGUGGCCCAGCGAAGCCCAGCGGUACUAGCACCCCCAGAGAGGAGUCCAGCAGCAUGGAGGACUCAGCCAGUGCUGCCCCUGCCAAGAGGCCGCACUCACCCACACAAGAAGAACUGAGCAAAAGGCACAAAGAGACACAGGUGGUUCCCACUGAUGAUGCCACAUUCAAGGAGCCAUAUCCACCAACGUCUGACUCCUGUGUGCGUGGAGAUUUAUCAGAAAUUAUUACUUCUCCUGGAUCCAAGGCAAAACCCAUUCCAACCAUAGAUACCUCAAGAACACAGAGGCUUCCCAGUAUGGAGCUGCCAGACGCCUCCUCACCUCUUCCAGCCAGCAACAGCUGUCGUGUUGUGAAAAAUUCCAUCAAACUGGCCCUCAACCGCCACAACAUCACACCUCCAAAGCCGCCAGUGUUUGAGGACUCCCUCGCCACUGAUACUCCUCCUGCCAGCGAAGAAAAGGGCAUGUCCAUUCCGGUCAUUGGCUCAAAACAUAUGGCAUCAAAACACGUGGUCCCCCCAGUUGGCAGCUCCAUCCCAACGUUAGUCAGCCGAGGCAUUGAUUCGCUGAACGGAGCUGCCUCCAAGCGGCCCCACUCCCCCGUUCUGGAGGAGCAGGCCAAGAGGCCGAAAGAAACCGAGAAGGCUAGAAUCCACAUAGCUUGAAGAGACUGCUGUAGACUGGAUUCGCAAAGUCAGAGGUGAAUCGCUGCAAUAAACACAGAGGACAUGACUUCUUCACACAGAGACAGGAGCGUUCAGGUCGCGUAUUCAUGUGUGCAGUAGCAACUGAAGCGUGGCCUCAAAUCUGCAGUGAUUACAGAUUUAUCCGUGGAUAGGUGAAACCAUAUCAGACGCUGUCCGUGCCCUCCGUCAGAGGCCAGUUAACGGAUUCACAAUGGAAAUAUCUGACACGAGAACUAAAGCAGUAAGGUUUUUGUUUUUUACUCCUCCCCCAGUGUUUAAAUGCAGAGGGAAAAUGAUGCGUUUUUCAUUAAGAUAUUUUAAGAAAGCCCAUUUAUCGUCACUUGUUGCGCACAAUUCUCGUGUAAGCUGUUUGCUUUAUUCCUCCAAAAUGAAAUUCUGUACAGUAAACCUUGAUGUACAUAACUUUUUUUGUCUUUAAAAAAAAUGCAAAAGAUUAGUCUUUUGACCAUUCUAUUGUAGUUUUAUCUAAAAAGAAAAGUUUAAAAAAAGUUUUUCUCUACUGCUUGUCCAAAAAAGACCAAAAAAAAAAAAAAAAAAAAAAAGAUAUCCAUCCCUGAAUAUAUUUUGUAAACACUGUACAGGUUUGGAUGCAGUUGUCGGGGGGUUUGCUUCAAUUUUAAAGACAUCACAACCUCUUUGGACCAUGGCGACCCAGGCGGGACUCUAGGUUAGAAAUGGACUUGCAGUGUGUAUUUGCGUUCCGGUUUAGCAGAACCUGUUGCAAUCACCAAGAUGUGGUGGUAAUUCUCAGGUGCCAGUAAAAACCGGAGCUUUUAGAACAGCUUUUCUACAUAUGACGAACAAGCGUGCACAUCUCGCGUAGCUUUUGGAACACCAGCGGGACCGUAAUGAUCGUAUGGAGCUUGUGUCCUUGUUGCAUCUGUCAUUUGACUUAGACCGGCAGGAACGGCUCGCCUGCUUUACCGAUGUCGUUAGAGUAAGACGCUCACCUGCAAACACUUCUUACAGAUUUAGCCCUCAGAUGGAGGAUAAAUGUGACACGCAGAAGAAUCAGUCCGUAAUGAAGUGUUGGAAAGUGUUUUAUUUCUAUGAUUGGCAGAUUGUCAGACAGUAGAAUUAUCCCCGUGUUCAGUCGUCUAAUCUGUCAGGAGAGCUAAAAUGAAAAUAUUUGAGUGCUUUUACUCCUCCCCAUCUGUCGCCGUGGUCUCUUUUUUCUUCUUUCUUUUCUUUGUCUUUCCGUGCAGCUCACUGCUUGUCCAGCUGUCCUGAUCCAGAUGAAGCCAAGUCCUAGUUGUGAGUGUGUCCGUAUCCUUGAAACGUGUGACGUUAUGUGGCUUGUAUGUGGGUAUGCAUGCAUGUCUGGUGGAUUGUUUGUGAGCGUGCAUGCAUCGAUGUUUGUGUUGGAGUGCGAGAGUUCCUUUAGUUUUGGGUGUUAACCCUCUGCACCUCCUGUGGAGGUUCUUAAAAGGCAUCUCCUGGAGUCAGUCAGGAGACCACUUUAUUCCCGCCGUGGGCCUCAAUCCUCUCUUGGCAUGAAGACGGGCAUCUUUGUGGUGGAUUUCGGCGUUUGCGUGUCGCUCACAAGGUGCUCGCUUUCUCCGAACAUGUUGAUGGUCAACAUACUUGUUUUUCCAGCAUCAGUUUCCAAAACUAAAUAAAUGUACAGAGCAGGUUUUUUUUUCUUCCAAAAAUUCAUUUUCUUUAUCACCUGAGGUUUUCUUACCACUUUAUUUAUAUUUGCAUAUUUGUAACGUGACUUUUUUUUUAAUAGCAUUCAUAGCAGGUAGAUCUUUAUUUCAGAAGAAAUCUGCACCAGUGUUCAAGACAAAUUGUUUUGCUGUUUGGAAACCUUUAACAAAACAGAUCAUUUUGAUGUUUGUUUCUAAAAUGUAUUGAAAGGGUAUUUUUGUAUGUGUUUAUCACGUCCUUUAAUGAAUCUGUAUACCCAUUAAACCCUUAAAAACUAUG